AUGAUUACUUCGGUGUCUAGAUUGGCUGCUAGGCGCGGAGCUCGUCGAGUUUCUAGUAGCGCUACCUAUGCCUUGUCCCGUUCUCCUUUGGCUCGUCCCACGUCGGUUUCUUCGAAUUUGAUUGCAGGAAGGCCCUCUCUUUGGUAUUCUACCGAGAGGGUUCUCGAACUACGCAGUGGACUCAGUGCUGACAAACAGCCCAAGGUUCUUUAUGAUCCCAAAAAUGAAAAGGAAAAUUGUGGUGUAGGCUUAAUUGCCUCGCUCAAGUCAGUGCCUUCCAGGCAUGUAGUUGAUGUGGCCGAUGAAAUGUUGGUUCGAAUGUCUCACCGAGGAGGUUGUGGGUGUGAUCCUGCAUCUGGAGAUGGAGCAGGAAUGCUCUUUGGAAUGCCGGACUCUUUCAUGAGACAUCAAGCCAAGGAACUUUUCGGUGUCGAAUUGCCUGAAUCGGGAAAGUUCGCAGUUGCAAACGUAUUUUUCCCUCCUGGUAGUGACAAGGAUGAUAAGCUGAUCGACUGUAAGGGAAUUUUGGAACGGCUUGUUAAAGAACGCUCGCUCACUACGAUCGGAUGGAGACCUGUGCCAGUCGAUAAUUCCAUGCUGGGACGAGAUCCUCUAGACUCAGAGCCAAUUACGGAACAAAUCUUUGUUGUCAACUCCAAGGGUAUUCCACAAAAAGCUUUUGAACAGGAGCUACUGAGGGUUCGAAAAAUGGCUGAAGACGAAGUUGCAGGCAUGCUCGGACCCGAAAGUGGUUUCUACAUUAACUCCCUUGCUGGAAGUCACAUCACUUACAAGGGACAGUUGACACCUGAGCAAGUCUCACAGUACUACUUGGACUUGAAGGAUCCUCUGUUUAUCUCCCACUUGGCAUUGGUCCACUCGCGAUUUUCGACCAACACUUUCCCAUCCUGGGAACGUGCACAACCCAUUCGUAUGAUGUGCCAUAACGGAGAAAUCAACACUCUCACUGGUAACAAGAACUGGAUGUACAGCCGUGGAGGAAUCAUGGAAUCGCCAAUCUAUGGCGACGACACCAACCAUCUCCUCCCCGCCACUUCUGAUAAUAUGAGUGACUCGGGAAAUUUUGACUCGGUCCUUGAGUUGCUCACCAAGGCAUCCAACAGAUCGCUUCCCGAGGCAGUCAUGAUGAUGAUCCCCGAAGCCUGGCAAGACAACUACAACUUGUCAGACACAAAGAAAGCUUUCUACGAAUACAACUCUUGCGUCAUGGAACCUUGGGAUGGGCCUGCCAUGGUUGCCUUCACUGAUGGAAGGUACAUUGGUGCCACCCUGGAUCGCAAUGGACUCCGUCCUUCCCGCUACUAUGUGACAAAGGACGACCAUGUUGUGUUGUCCUCGGAAAUUGGAGUUUGCCCAGACCUCCCGGAUUCUGAGGUCAAGGUCAAGCACAGGCUGGAACCUGGAAAGAUGUUCCUUGUCGACUUUGAAACAGAACGUGUCGUUCCCGACGACGAGAUCAAGGAACAAGUCUCUUCAAUGCACCCUUAUGGAGAAUGGGUUGAAAAGGGUAUGAUUGAUCUCGAAAAAUGGACAGCACAAAAGGGCAUCACACGCCAACCGAUGGACUUCUCCCAGACCAACCGAAAACUCAACAUGUUCGGCUUCAGCAGUGAAAAGUUGGACAUGCUAUUGAUGCCGAUGGCAGUGGGUGGAAAGGAACCACUUGGAAGCAUGGGAAACGAUGCGGCUCUUGCUGUUUUGUCCGAACAUCCCCGGCAAGUGAAUGACUACUUCAAGCAACUUUUCGCUCAAGUGACAAACCCCCCAAUUGAUCCUAUCCGUGAAGAAAUUGUGAUGAGUCUUGUGUGCCCAGUUGGUCCUGAAGGCAACCUCCUGCAAGAUCCUUCUCCUGAUCAUUGCAGACGUUUGGUAGUGCGCCAUCCUGUCCUUACUCUAGACGAAAUGGAAACUCUCAAGAACGAUCAAUAUGCGAGCGGCGACGGAUCCGGAUUCAAGACAGCGAUUAUCGACGUUACUUUCCCAGCGGGUAGUGGCCCCGAUGGAAUGAUCCAGGCUCUCGAGAGAAUUUGUGACGAGUGCGCGGACGCCAUUCAAGAUAACAUUGGAGAGAAGGGCGUUGAGGGUGUCAUUUUGUCUGAUCGCUUUGCUGGGCCUGACAGGAUUCCUCUCCCUUCAUUGCUCGCCGUUGGCGCAGUUCAUCAGCAUUUGUUGAAGACCAAGCAGCGACCCAAGGCCGCCAUCUUUGCGGAAGUGGGCGAUGCGAAGGAGGUGCAUGACUUUGCAACCAUCUUUGGAUUUGGCUGUGAUGGGGUUUGCCCAUACAUGGCGUACGAAGCUUUGUGCAAGAUGAAUGCUGAAGGUAUGAUGGAAGCUAGGACCAAGCGCGAAUUCACUGACGACGAGGCCAUGGCCAAUUACAGGAAGGCCGCUGCUAAAGGACUUCUAAAGGUUAUGAGCAAGAUGGGUAUCUCGACUCUGCAGAGCUACAAGGCCGCCCAGAUCUUUGAGGCUGUUGGUCUUGCCGAUGAAGUUGUCGAUCGCUGCUUUACUGGCACCACCACACGUAUCCAAGGAACUGACUUCGAAGCAAUCUAUCGUGACCUUGAGCGUUUCCACGAUACUGCCUACCCGCCUCACGAGCUCGAAGAGACCAACCUUGUAAGGAGCGACGGCCAAUUCCAUUACCGUGAUGGCGGAGAAGCCCAUCUCAACACUCCUGCAGGAAUGGUGAACCUGCAAAUUGCAGCACGCACCAACGCCAAGGAAGCGUACAAAGAGUUCGCCCGUAUUACUAACGAGCAAAACAAGAAGGUUACUUUGCGAGGCCAGCUAAAGUUCAAGUUUAACCCGAGCAACGCCGUGCCAUUGGACGAAGUCGAACCUGUCGCUGAGAUUGUCAAGCGAUUCGCAACUGGCGCCAUGUCUCUUGGUUCCAUCAGUCAAGAAGCUCACGAAACAUUGGCCAAGGCAAUGAAUCACUUGGGCGGAAGGUCGAACACCGGUGAAGGAGGAGAAGAUCCGCUUCGCUUCUUGGAUAACCGUCGCUCGAGUAUCAAGCAGGUAGCAUCCGGCCGAUUCGGAGUGACAUCGCAUUAUCUUGCAAACAGCGACCAGAUUCAAAUCAAGAUGGCUCAAGGUGCUAAGCCUGGAGAAGGAGGUGAACUUCCAGGCUUCAAAGUGUCGGAAUACAUCGCAGCAAACCGUCACACCACCCCUGGAGUUGGUUUGAUUUCACCUCCUCCCCAUCACGACAUUUAUUCCAUUGAGGAUCUUGCUCAGCUCAUCCAUGAUUUGAAGAAUGCUCAGCCAAAUGGCGAAGUGUCGGUCAAGCUUGUUUCUGAAGUCGGUGUUGGUGUCGUCGCAGCUGGUGUUGCCAAGGCACUUUCUGAUCAUAUCACCAUUAGUGGACACGACGGCGGAACAGGUGCCGCUGCAUGGACUGGAGUGAAAGGAGCCGGUCUUCCUUGGGAGCUCGGUCUCGCGGAAACUCAGCAGACCUUGGUUCUCAAUGGUCUUCGCGACAGAAUCAAGCUGCAGGCAGAUGGGCAGUUGAAGACGGGACGUGAUGUUGCAAUCGCCGCACUUCUUGGCGCUGAAGAGUUUGGUUUUGCUACCGCACCCCUCAUUGCCAUGGGAUGCAUCAUGAUGCGCAAGUGCCACUUGAACACAUGCCCUGUUGGCAUUGCUACGCAAGACGAGGAGCUUCGGCGCAAGUUCUCGGGACAACCCGAGCACGUUGUGAACUACUUCUUCUUCCUUGCCGAGGAAGUUCGGGAAAUCAUGGCGAAGCUUGGGUAUCGAACAAUGGAGGAGAUGAUUGGUCAGACACAGCACCUGGAAGCGAACAAACGUGGUUUGCAUUACAAGAGCCGAGGACUCGACUUGAGCCCUCUGUUGACGCCUGCUUCGGAGCUUAACCCCUCGGCUGGAAUCAUGAACCGCACAACCCAGGACCAUGGGCUGGCUUUGAAGAAGGACAACAGCUUCAUCGAGAAGGCCAAGGCAGCCUUGGAGUCGAAGCAGCCUAUUGUUAUUGAAGACGAGACCAACAACCUCGACCGCACGCUUGGAACGAUGCUGUCAUACGAAGUGUCAAGUCGUUUUGGCGGCGAAGGUCUUCCAGACGAUACGAUCCACCUGAAGCUCCACGGUCAUGGAGGCCAGUCGAUGGGUUUCACGCUUGCCAAAGGUAUCACCUUGACUGUUGAAGGAGAUGCCAACGACUACACUGGCAAGGGUCUUUCUGGCGGAAAGAUCGCUGUGUUCCCCUCUGAAGAUGUUGUGGCGCAAGGUUUCAAGGCCGAAGAGCAUGUUGUCGUGGGCAACGUUUGUCUUUACGGAGCAACUGGCGGAAAGGCAUUCUUCCGUGGAAAGGCCGGGGAACGUUUUUGUGUUCGAAACUCUGGCGCCCUUGCCGUUGUGGAGGGAGUCGGCGACCACGGCUGUGAGUACAUGACUGGUGGCACCAUGGUGUGCCUCGGACCCACCGGCCGUAACUUUGCAGCUGGUAUGAGCGGCGGCAUUGCCUAUGUCUACGAUCCUGAUGGCGAAUUCCCUAAGCGAUGCAACAUGGGGUUGGUUGGCCUUGAAACCAUGGACACCCCCGAAGAGCAGCAAGAGGUCUAUGAGUACAUCCAGGAGCAUGUUGCCAUGACAGGAAGUGCCGUCGGCCAAGAAAUGCUUGACAACUGGGACACACGCGUUGGGCAGUUCACAAAGGUCUUCCCUCACGAUUACAAGCGAGUACUGCUGGAGCGCGCAGAAGCCGCCAAGAAAGCAGCAGCUGCGUAA
Molecule: messenger RNA, 4773 nt
Organism: Seminavis robusta
Lineage: Eukaryota; Bacillariophyta; Bacillariophyceae; Naviculales; Naviculaceae
Source: the annotation of a GenBank genome assembly